CUCUACUUCUAGUCAUUCCUUCCUCACUUAUUCAUUUGUUUGUUGAUGGCCACUCGUUACCUUGUUGGCUUCAGUGGCCUAAGUUUGAUUCUUCUCUUCUGGUCAUUCACUUCAUCUCACUUCUCUUGUUGCAUUAAUAGUGUAGCUUGUUCUGGUGCUUUCUGUAACGCAGCCAUCGGCUCAAGUUAUCUUGUUUAGCUUUUUUACAUUCUCCACAACAGUACUGUUUUAUCGUCAUGAAGCUCUCGGCCGUCCUUCUGGGCACUGUGGUUGGAACAGCCCUAGCUGAAGUGCCAAAUAUUGUCGCAAAGGGAUCAAAAUUCUUCUAUAGCAACAAUGGCACCCAAUUUUUCAUCCGCGGUAUUGCUUAUCAGCAGGAAUAUUCGGGCAAAGGCGACACGCCAUAUACCGACCCUCUCGCCGAUCCAUCGAUCUGUGGGCGCGACAUUGCAUAUCUAACCCAGCUGCGGACCAAUGUGAUUCGAACAUAUGCCCUCGACCCGUCACAGAACCACGACGAGUGUAUGAAGAAGCUCGCCGAGGCAGGCAUUUACCUCAUCUCAGACCUCUCUUCGCCGAGAGAAUCUAUCGAGCAGAACGAUCCGAAAUGGGAUUUGGAUCUCUACAAACGGUACACACAGGUGAUUGAUGCCUUUGCCAAGUAUGACAACGUCAUCGGUUUCUUCACGGGGAAUGAGGUCUCCAACGGGAAGAACAAUUCUGGGUCCAUCGCGUUUGUACGCGCUGCGGUGCGGGAUAUGAAGGCCUACAUCAAGCAAAAGAAGUACCGGGAGUCGUUGGCGAUCGGAUAUUCCACUGAUGACGAUAAGUCGAUCCGGGAUGAUCUCAGGGAUUAUCUAGUCUGUGGAGACCAGGAUAGCCAGAUCGAUAUGUUCGGCUAUAAUAUCUACGAGUGGUGUGGAAAGUCCUCAUUCAAGGAGUCUGGGUACGAGGAACGGACCAAGGAAUUCGCCAACUACCCCGUGCCCGCUUUCUUCUCGGAGUACGGAUGUAAUGACCCGCGGCCUCGUCACUUCGAUGACGUUCCAGUGCUGUACAGCGAUAAGAUGAACGACGUUUGGAGUGGCGGCAUCGUGUACAUGUACUUUCAGGAAACAAACGACUAUGGCCUGGUCACGCUGGACGGCUCGAAAAUCAGCACGAUGUCCGACUUCAACAGUUUGUCCUCCCAGAUUCAAAAGGCGACCGCGACCGGUGUAAAAAGCGCGGAUUACACACCCACCGCCAGUGCGCGGACUUGCCCCAAGGUUGGCGACGACUGGCAAGCCGACGCCAAAGAUCUUCCACCAACUCCCAAUGCGGAUCUCUGCUCAUGUAUGGAGGAAGGCCUCACCUGUGUGGUCAAGGACUCUGUAUCGGAGAAGGACUUUGGCAAACUGUUUGGCACGGUGUGCGGGAAUGAGGGUGUCUGUGACGGGCUGGCUCAUAAUCCGAAAAAAGGUAAAUUUGGAGCCUAUAGCAUGUGCAGCCCACGGCAGCAACUCUCGUUUGUUAUGGAUCAAUAUUAUCAGAAACAGAGCAAGGAGAAUCAAGCUUCGGCGUGCGACUACAAGGGAGCCGCCUCCACCAAGAAGUCCAGCAAGCCCACCGGGACUUGCUCGUCCCUCCUGGAGCAGGCUGGUUCAGCCGGUACCGGUUCGGUCUCGUCCAAGCCGACAGGCAGUGGUGGUGGUAGUAGUAGUAGCAGCUCUUCGACUUCCGAUUCCGCCGCUGGCCUGAUGCUGUCGCCACGGUCGGUCCACGUUGGUGUUUGGCAGAUCGGUGCAUAUGUGGUAACAGCGAUAGCUACUGCGGCUGGGAUGAUCCUGCUGUGAGAGGUAACGAGCAUUAUCUGCGGUGACUUGGUUUUUAUGGUUGAUUCAUUCGUUUUCAUGGCCACCCGGCCUUCAUCGCUGAGGCUUCUAGGACAUCAACUUGGGUUGACCCUUUAACUCUGUACCAUAUUGCCAUUCGUGAUAGCAAUUAUAUGUCCCUUCAGUUUUCCUCUAUCAAUACUCCGAGUAAGACGUAGGGACCUUGUAAGUAGAUUUGACAAUCGUCUCUGCGACCAC
Messenger RNA from Aspergillus alliaceus, 2072 nucleotides. Its product is annotated as glycoside hydrolase family 72 protein. The transcript is spliced from 4 exons. Lineage: Eukaryota; Fungi; Ascomycota; Eurotiomycetes; Eurotiales; Aspergillaceae. The record is from RefSeq and is a predicted model, not a curated record. Gene Ontology annotation, biological process: fungal-type cell wall (1->3)-beta-D-glucan biosynthetic process. Gene Ontology annotation, cellular component: cytoplasm; fungal-type cell wall. The coding region runs from base 237 to 1835 and encodes 532 amino acids. Gene Ontology annotation, molecular function: 1,3-beta-glucanosyltransferase activity.